This is a messenger RNA of Metschnikowia bicuspidata var. bicuspidata NRRL YB-4993, 860 nucleotides long. Its product is annotated as mitochondrial 37S ribosomal protein bS21m. The transcript has a single exon. The coding region runs from base 193 to 720 and encodes 175 amino acids. Gene Ontology annotation, molecular function: structural constituent of ribosome. Gene Ontology annotation, cellular component: mitochondrial small ribosomal subunit; ribosome. Gene Ontology annotation, biological process: translation; mitochondrial translational initiation. NCBI's taxonomy places the organism in Eukaryota, Fungi, Ascomycota, Pichiomycetes, Serinales, Metschnikowiaceae. The record is from RefSeq and is a predicted model, not a curated record.
GGCAAACUCCUGCAAGUUGUAUGUGCUUUGCACCUCUCUGUGGUGCUGCCCGUAUUUCAUUUUCGAUUGCCGCGCCUUGGGCUGACUUUUCUCAAGAGCCUCACUUUUUCGGGCUUGUAUGGAGUUCUCAGUCUUCGUGCACUUAACACCGCUAAAAAUUUCAGCCUCUGACCUCGACCACAGCACCCACUAAUGUUCACCAACGUCACAGGAAGGUUGCCUGCGCUCCGUCAGUGCACACCCAGAAACGCAUUUGUGCGUUUCAUUUCUCAAAAAAAAGAGGCGGACCCCUUUUCCGAGCUCAAAGACACGGCUGCUAGUGCUCCCAAAAAUGCUUCCACCAUCUUCAAUUUCGACGCGUUGAUCGCCAACUCGCCGGAUCUCAGAGACACACAGAGGUCUCUGGGCAAAUACGAUGAAUAUGCUUUCGGAAACAGCGUCAAAGACCCCCGUGAGGCCGCCAAGGCCAUCAACAUUUCUGGCCCAUCUGCGGGGCGUACUGUGGAUGUGACCUUCCAAAACGUCGGGACUGCUCUCCGGGGCGUUCAGUCCAUUCUCAGGCAAAACGAUAUCCGUUCCCAAUGGCACAAUCAGAAGCGUUACAUUCGCCCGGCCAAAUUCCGCAAGAUGAAGAAGAGUCUUUGGUGGAAGAAGCACUUUGCGCUGGGCUUCUCUGACUUGAUGUCUCAAAUCACCGAUGCAAAGAGAAGAGGAUACUAGAUGACGGAUGGCUAUGUACAUAGAAAAAUAGACAACGUAGAGCUCAAGGACCCGCUCUGAGUAUGGCGUUUGUAGAGGUGGCUCGACCGUCUUGCCUUAUAUGUACAAAAAUAGAUUCUCGAAAACGGGAGAAGCUGGGA